Molecule: messenger RNA, 2225 nt
Organism: Acanthochromis polyacanthus (spiny chromis)
Lineage: Eukaryota; Metazoa; Chordata; Actinopteri; Pomacentridae
Gene: guca1c
Product: guanylate cyclase activator 1C
Exons: 4
Coding region: 101-670 (189 amino acids)
Molecular function (GO): calcium ion binding; calcium sensitive guanylate cyclase activator activity
Source: RefSeq, a predicted model, not a curated record
ACAGAGCCGCAGCUCAUAUCCAGUCCUCUCCGGCCUCCAUUUCAACACCAGCUCUCAACAGGAUUCCAGACAAAAAUCAGACAGCCUUACUGGAGGAAUAAUGGGUGCCCACGGCUCCAACCUGGAUGAUAUCCUGGAGGAAGACAUGCACCACUGGUACACUAAGUUCAUGAGGGAAUCUCCUUCAGGGCUCAUCACGCUCUUUGAGCUCAAGACUAUGCUAGAAAUGAACGGGAUGACCGAGGAGGCCAGCAGCUAUGUGGACCAGGUCUUCUUCACCUUCGACAUGGAUGGGGAUGGCUAUAUAGACUUUGUCGAAUACAUCGCAGCCAUAAGUUUACUGCUGAAAGGAGAAAUAAAUCAGAAAUUAAAGUGGUACUUCAAACUCUUUGAUCAAGACGGAAACGGGAAAAUUGACAAGGAGGAAUUGGAGACUAUAUUUAAGGCUAUUCAGGAUAUCACCAGAAGUUAUGAAAUCCCUCCUGAGGAGAUUGUGACCCUUAUAUAUGAGAAAAUCGAUGUGAACGGAGAAGGUGAGCUGACGCUGGAGGAGUUCAUCACUGGAGCCAAAGAGCAUCCUGACAUCAUGGAAAUGCUCACUAAAAUGAUGGAUCUCACCCACGUCCUGGAAAUCAUUGUCUUGGGUCAACGGAAAAAGGACGUGAACUGAAUCGCUGAUCAAUGAGCUGGAGGUUGGGGAGUUGAGAUCGCAUUGAGUGUUGCGUAAACAACUACGUGCACUUGAUGAAGAGCCAAGUCCCAUCUCAGACAGCUAAGAAUUAACUGAUUGACUGAGCAGGGCCUGAACUCUGCAUGUCUGCCAGAGGGAAAACAGAGAAUUUACCCUCUUCUCUUUCCUCUGCUUGUGCUCACUUCUCGCUUGGAUUUGUUCAUUUUUUUUUUUUUAAGGUUUAAACCACUUUAACAGGAGAUGUGCUGGUGCAGAGAUGCCAGUCUGCUUUCUGGGUCCCAUCAUGGUUCAAGCAGAUGGUGCGAAGAAAGAUGAAAAGAUCACCUGAAGAGUUUUCUGAGCUGGAAAUCUUAACAUUUGCAGAACUGUCAGGCACAAAGAGAUAAGCAGAGACAGUUUCUUUGGUCCAAAAUGUCUCAACAGCGUUGGGAUUCUUUUUUUUUUUUUUUUUGUAAAUCUAUAUUUGAUUUUGAUUUAGGAUUGAAGAUUUGAAUUCACAAUUUAACUUUUACUCGUCCAGUUGAAGGCUGCCAAAAUGAAAUGUGAAUUUCAUAUAAAAUAUUUUUUCAAAUGCUCCAUGUUCACUUAGCAUGUCAGCCUAUGACACUCACUGGGAUUGUAUAUUCUUUGUUAUGUGUUGUUAAUCUUGUAAGAUCUGCAUGAAAGCUACUACAAGUUAAAAACGGAAUGUAGGCAAACACGAUGCCAGUGUGAGGAUACGUUUCUCGAAAAAACAACCCUCACUAGCACAGGAUUCUUAAAUUCUUCACCUGAUUAAGAUGCAGGUCUAGAAUUAAAAGCAGGUUCUGCAUUGUACAUAAAAUACUUUUUUUAAUGAUGGCAUCAGUUUUUCUGUGACUAUGCAAAAAAAUAAAAAAUACCACAUACUCUUGUUGCAAAUCGUGGAGGCAAUGUUAUAAAAAUGUGGAUGAAGAAAGUUAAGAGUACAUCAAAUCAUGAUACAGCAUGUAGCAUCAUUGCUGGAAGGUCAAUGGAUAACUGAAGAUUACAUAAUUUAGACACCUGAUGACUAAAAUAUGCCAUUUUGUAAGCACAAGAACUCUUGAUACAUUUUAUUUCUUUACCAAAUUAUUGUCUAAAGAGAGUGUGCCAAGAGACAGACUGUCUGCAAAGCUUUCAUUUGCAUUUGUGCACAAAAAAACAGUUGUUAUAAAAUAACCUGAUAAUUAGAUGUCAUGUAGUUUGAUCCAAAAGUAAAUGUUUGCACGAGGUCAGUUUGGUUUUAUAUAAUCCAGUGUUGGCCUCCAUAAUCAGCAUCAUGAUCAGCCUAAUGUGUUUUUUGAGACAGCUUACGCAAGUUCUGUUUGUGUUUGCGUGCAAGCAGACAACAGUAGAUCUGAGAGUUCAAUAACUUCCAAAUCGCAACAAGGUUAGGCCAAGAUUCUUUAUUUUGGAUCACAGCUUAACUUUACUCAGCUUAUUUUUGGACAUAUAAAAAUCAAUAUCAAACCCUGAAAUUCUCUUAUGUCAAGGUCAUUCAAAUGUAAUGAUCUGCAUGUUUAAUGUUUUACCA